Molecule: messenger RNA, 3551 nt
Organism: Gopherus flavomarginatus (Mexican gopher tortoise)
Lineage: Eukaryota; Metazoa; Chordata; Testudines; Testudinidae
Product: microtubule-associated tumor suppressor candidate 2-like
Exons: 8
Coding region: 492-3551 (1019 amino acids)
Cellular component (GO): nucleus; cytoplasm
Molecular function (GO): microtubule binding
Source: RefSeq, a predicted model, not a curated record
CUGGCCGGGUGCGAUCUGAGGCUGUAGCAGGAGCCCUCGGCUGGGAGCGGGCGCGCUGGUCCACCCCUCCCGCCCGGCUUCCCUUUGUCCUGGAGGAGAAGGAGGCUGCACCGCGGACCCAGGUUUCCAGCGUUGGAUUGUCUUCUAGGGCAAAUUGUCACCAAUGGCAGUAAAACUUGUUUUCCAGCAUUCUGGGUUAAAUGGACUAACUGGCUCUCAUUCUGAGGGAACCUAAUGGAUAUCUCUUGCUUUAAUUAAAUCUCUACUGUAUGUCAAAAAGAUUUCCCAAGUCUGGAAGCUGCUCUGAAAGUGAUUGAAACAGCAUAAAAAUGUGAAUCUAACAAGACUCCAAACAACUUGAGAAAGAAUUUUCUACUGAUCAGUUUGUAAUUUAAAUCUUUAACUGAAGCAUGCAUAGUAGUUAAACUGGUUGAAGAGAAGCUUACUCCUUAAAUAGGACUGUCAAAAAAGCAGUCACCUGAAAUUUCAAAAUGAGUGCAUCACUGGUACCAAGUGAGACACGUUACACCCAGCUGCAGGACAACAGAAAUGAAAUAAAAAAUAACAAUGAAAGCGUAAUAAGUAUUGGAGAUACAAAUGCCAACCAAAUUAUGACAAAGGUCAGAAGCACUGAAGGGGAAGUCAAGAGAUGUGAUUUGAUAGCUAAUCCUGGAAGUGUGCAUACUGGUGGGUCAGAGAACAUUACGCAGUUAGAUACAGAGCAGAAUAAACUUCUGGUCUUUAAGGAAUCUCAGAGUUGUGACAUCAGUAUACAAGAAUUUAGGUUGCCUUCUACCAUAAACAGGGAAUUGGAUAAAGAUUACAGGACUGAUGAAGUUAAGGAUACUUCAGAGAAUAUUCGUAUUAGCCGAGGAAAAAGUCUGUCUAAUUUGAAGAGCAGUGCAAAUGAUACCAGUUCAUGGGUUCUUUCAAAAGAUGAUGUUGAAUUUACCCGGCAUAUUUCUAAGGAUAAAAUGAUCAGGACCAUGGAGGCUGAAGGAAUAAAAAGGCUUUCUUUGGGAAGAUCAUGUAAAUUUUCUACUAAAACAGAAGCAUUUUCAAAAGAACGUGUGUCGUGUAAACGUUCACUUUCUGCAUCACUAGAUUCCAUUGCUACAUCACAUCAUUUGAUUGGUGAUACUGAGAAAUCACAGAAAACACCAGCAGAUCAUUUUCUAGAUAUGGUUCUUCAUCCACUUGACAAUACCUCAGAGGAAAAUAUGGUGUUUUAUUCGAAACCAUCUACCUCAGAGAACAAGAAAGUAAAUAUCGCAGAGAGCCAAAUGGAUGUGGAAGAUGUACCAACUGUUAACAGCAAAAGCACACUGCAUCCUACUGAUGUAGAUCUAAAUUUAAGUGAUAAGCCCAGUGAAGUCUCUAGUAAGUCAGAAGCACAACUAGGUCAGGGUGAUAUGAGUAAAAAACUGGAGCUAAAACAUCCACCACUUGUACCAUCUAAGAACAUUUGUCAACAAAAAAUCGAGAGAAUUAUGUUGGUAGAAUUUCUAGGAUGUCAGAAAGAAGAAGAUACGUUAAUACAAGAGAAGAAAGGUUAUGGAGCUGAAGUGUCCAAAAUGCAAGCUCCCCAGUUUCAAGACUUUUGUAGUAAAGUAGAGGAUCCGCUCUUAAACCAAGUGGUAGCCUACGCUGAGGACAGACUACCUAGUGGUAAUAGUACCUGCCCUGGGUUUGGAAGAGGAAGUAAUGAUGAUGAAAGCAGGGCAGCUAAUCAAGGUCAUCAGGAAUACAUAACAGACAAAGAAAUUGGAUCUGUAUUUCCUCUUACUGAUGAUAGCAAAUCCAGUGGCAAACUGACACCUACAAGAAAUAGAAACUUACUUGAAGCUGGUACAAGUUGCAUUCAAACAGUUGGUGGGCAUAUAUCUUUUCUACACAAUGUUAGUCUCCCUUACAGCAAAACUAUGAAAGUUAAUGAGAAUAAACUGAUGCUAGUCAGAGGGAACACUGAAAACACCACAGUGUCUGCCUCUGAUCUCUCAGAUCAACACAGAGUGCUUAGUACAGAAACAAUGUCAAACAAACAGCCAAACCACCAGGAUAGUGAUGUGGAAACCACAAGCUUUUCAGCUCAGAAUAAAAAGACAGCUAUUGCAAAGAAAUAUCUUUCAGAUGACGCAUCAGAGAGUUAUAAAAUUUCAGCAAGGGCUGAUGCCUUUUUCUGUGUUCCAACUGCCUUGCGCCCAGUGGCAACUGUGAAUGUUAAUAAUCAGCCCACAAUUUCAAACAGCAGUUUAAAGGAUCUUUAUGCACUUCAUGUUGACAAGCUGUCACCCUCCUCAGUCCUACCUCCCAUUGACAGUACCCAGUUGUUAAACAUAUCCCCUAAAGUGCCUAUCAAGACUGCUGCGAACAGUGGAAUCCCCAAACCAAUCCUUGUGCAUUCCAAGGGCUCCCUUACAGCCCAGGGUGAUGCAGAAAGUGACUGCAGUGAAAAGCCUGAAGAAAACAUUGAGAUAAAACCUGUCAUACCCAAACCCAAACAUGUGAGACCUAAGAUCAUCACUUACAUUAGAAGAAAUCCUCAGUCUAUAGACCAUCUUGACCCUUCCUUUGCCUCAACUGAGCUGCCGUAUGGUCCACCUGUUUGUGGUAUGCCCAUGGCAAAAGAACAGCAGAUAUUGAGUGGUGGGGAUAUUAAACCAUCUAACAUUCUAUAUGACAAAUUUAAACCCGACUUGCAGAAGCCAAGAAUCUAUGGUUCAGGACUUGUAGUAUCUGGCAUCAAACCCCCGGGGCAUCAUUUUGGUCAAAUGAGUGAAAAGUUUUUACAGGAGGUUGGGAAAAGGCCUAUGAAAGAAGAAUUCUGUUCUCCGCCAUAUACCCACUAUGAGGUAUCUCCAAGUUUUUAUCGAUCUGCCAUGAUACUUAAACCACAGUUAGGACUGGGAGCGGUUUCCAGGUUGCCCUCUGCAAAAAGUAGGAUUUUGAUUGCAAGUCAAAGGUCCUCAGAUAGCUGCCUCCAUCAGCCAGGACAAAUAACAAAUGCUUCCAGCCUUUAUCAUCCUGAGGCUUCAGUUGAUCUAAAAAAAAGCCCAUGCUCAAAUGCUGCAAAAUCCAAUCUCCCCAAGCCAUGUCAAUCUGGACUUCGUCCUCCUGGCUAUUCACGCUUGCCAGCAGCUAAACUGGCAGCAUUUGGUUUUGUCAGGAGCUCGAGUGUAUCCUCUGUCUCAAGCAACCAGUCAAAUGACAGCGUUCAGAGUGAUCAAAGCAGAACAACCAACCGUUCAAACUUUGGCAAUGAAGAGCAAACCCCUCCUAAGGCAUCUGUGCUUUCUAAAGAUUUACCCAAGGGGACCAGUAGGACUGCACUGCAGGUAUCAACCAGCUCAGCAACUCCCCGCAGGAGUUUACUUCCAGCACCGAAAACUACCGUAACACCUGCUGCAGGUUUGAAGAAAGAAGUACAAAAAGAUCAAGAUGCAAAUAAACCCACUGUGUCAUCCCCUAAGAGAUUAGCAGUAUCAGCCACUAAGCUCCAUUCACCAGUGGGUGUGGUCCUGCUUUUCCACAGCACCCCAUAUUCUAAUUGA